CUCGGAGCUGGGAAAGAUCCAGCGCUGUUGAGGAAGGAGCAGCCUCGGGUCUGCACAGCGUGGACGAGGACUCGAUCUGGAGUGGAAUCCAGAACACAUGAACACUUUGGAGAACAUCUGAACCGUUCGAUAACCUUUAACAGGACUUACCUGGCUCUCCCCAUCACUAAUGAUCGCACAGACCAGCUGAUUGAUCUCCAGUGGAAAGAAUGAGGACCAAAUGUAAUUUACAGACUGGGGUCUUCCUGACAUUUUUAGCCGCCUUCCUCCAUGGCCAAGUGCAGAGCCAAGUAACCCCACCGACAAGACUGAGAUAUAACCCGCUAUCUCAAAACAUUGUACAGAUCUCAUGGAAAGCAUCAAAAGAUAGAAUUAAAGGAUACAGACUUUUGGUGACACCAAAAUCAGGUGGGAAACCCAAUGAACUAAAUCUUCAAAACACUGCCGUUAAAGCAGUCAUUCAGGGACUUGAUCCCAACCUGAGUUAUAUCGUACAGAUCAUUGCAUUUAAUGAAGACGAUGAAAGCAAGCCAGUUCGAGGAGAGUUUAGAAUAACAGACUUAAUGAAAAAAAGAAAGACAACCGACUCAAGCAGAAAUCGCAAGGGAAAAAAAAAAGAGAACACGAUUCCUGAAGAAGAAAAUUAUUUUUCCUGUAAAACGCCAGCAGUCGCCGACAUUGUGAUUCUAGUAGAUGGCUCGUGGAGUAUUGGUAGACUCAACUUCAGGCUUGUUCGGCUUUUCUUGGAGAAUCUGGUUGCUGCGUUCGAUGUUGCCACCGAUAAAACAAGAAUAGGUCUGGCACAAUACAGCGGAGACCCUAGAAUUGAGUGGAACCUGAAUACUUAUAACACAAAGGAGGCUGUCAUAGAUGCUGUCAGAAACCUGCCAUACAAAGGAGGAAACACAUUAACAGGGCUCGCUUUGACUUAUAUUCUGGAGAACAGCUUCAAAGAAGAAUCAGGAGCCAGAUCAGGACUUCCAAAGGUUGGCAUUUUAAUCACUGAUGGAAAGUCACAAGAUGAUGUUAUCCCACCCGCCAAAAGUCUGAAGGAUGCUGGAAUCGAACUUUUUGCAAUUGGUGUGAAAAACGCUGACCUCAAUGAACUGAAGGAGAUUGCCUCUGAGCCAGACAGCACCCACGUAUACAAUGUUGCCGAUUUCAAUGUUAUGGACUCGAUCGUUAACGGACUGACAAAAACCGUGUGCACACGCGUGGAAGAGCAAGAAAGUGAAAUUAAAGGAACACCAGUCGUCACCAUUGGAGCUCCCUCUGAACUGGUCACCUCAGAGGUAACAGCCAGAGGAUUCCGUGUCACCUGGACACAUGCACCAGGGGACGUAGAGAAAUACAGAGUGGUCUAUUAUCCCACUAAAGGAGGGCAACCCGAAGAGGUUGUGGUUGAUGGAAGUGUAUCUACAACCGUCCUGAAGAACUUGAUGUCUCUAACAGAAUAUCAGAUAGCCGUAUUUGCUGUAUACUCUAAUGUCGCCAGUGAAGGCUUACGUGGCUCAGAAACCACAUUGGCUUUGCCAAUGGCAUCAGAUCUCGAGCUGUACGAUGUGACCCAUAGGAGUAUGAGAGCAAAAUGGGUUGGCGUUGCUGGGGCUAGUGGCUAUAUGAUUCUAUAUGCCCCCCUUACAGAGGGACUAACCGCCGAGGAGAAAGAAAUGAAGGUUGGUGGAUCCACCACAGAUGUGGAACUGGAUGGCCUAACUCCUAAUACAGAAUACACAGUGACGGUCUAUGCAAUGUUUGGAGAAGAAGCCAGCGACCCACUCACAGGACAGGAAACAACAUUACCGUUAAGCCCGCCGAGAAACAUCCGAUUUUCAGAUAUAGGACACAGCACGGCCACCGUCUCCUGGGACCACUCCAACAAAAGAGUCAAAGGCUAUCGGAUCAUGUACGUGAAGACCGGUGGCACGGACAUGAAUGAAGUGGAAGUUGACCGAAUCUCAACAUACAAUUUGAAGUCGCUCUCAUCUCUCACGGAAUACACUGUGGCUAUUUUCUCUAUUUUUGAUGAUGGACAAUCUGAGCCUCUCACUGGAACCUUUACCACUAAGAAAGUACCAGCUCCCCGGGACCUAGAAGUCAGGGAUAUAACCACACGCAGCUUCAAGGCCUACUGGAAAUCCUUCUCCCCAGAUAUUGUCAUGUACAGACUUACAUGGACUCCACUAAGCGGUGGCAAAUCGGAAGAGAUCGUCCUGAAUGGCGAUGUCUACUCCUAUCUGAUCGACGGUUUGACACACAGCACGGAGUAUGAAGUUUCUCUGUCUGCGAUAUUUAGCGAUGAAUCAGAAAGCGAUGCUUUGGCUGCUGUAGCUACAACACUGAGAUUGACAACAGCUGCCCCCACUACUGUAAGACCGACUACAGCAGUCCUCCGUUUAGGAAUAAGAAACCUUUUGAUAGACGACGAAACCACAUCUAGCUUUCGUGUUUCAUGGCAAAUGUCAGAUGGCAAUAUACGUCAAUAUAUAGUGUCCUAUGUACCAGUUUAUGGUGACCGAGGUGAAGAACAGAAAAUGGUCCCAGGAAGACAGAACGAGAUCGUUCUCCAGCCUCUGCUCUCAGAUACAGAAUAUAAGGUGACCGUCACGCCCGUUUAUUUCAACGGAGAAGGAAACGGUGUUUCAACGUCAGGAAAAACAUUGCCCCUAUCUGCACCAAGAAACCUGCGCGUUUCCGAUGAAUGGUAUAACAGGCUACGAAUUACCUGGGAUCCCCCUCCUUCAGCCACUUUGGGCUACCGGAUUGUCUACAAGCCCGUGAAUGUUCCCGGACCUGCGUUAGAGACGUUCGUAGGAGAUGAUGUUAAUACCAUACUCAUCCUGAAUCUACUCAGUGGGACCGAGUACAGCCUAAAGGUCCUGGCUUCAUAUCCUACUGGAUUUAGUGACCCCCUCGCUGGACUAGGAAAAACCUUGUAUCUGGGAGUGAUGAAUCUAAAUGCGUACCAAGUGAGGAUGACCAGCAUCUGCGCCCAAUGGCAGCUUCACAGGCAAGCAACUGCUUACAGGGCCAUUAUCGAGUCCCUGGAAGAUGGGACCAAGCAAGAAGUCGUGCUUCCCGGAGGAACAUCUCGCAAUUGCUUUUAUGAGCUCUUACCCAAUACCAGAUACAGGAUUACCAUUUACGCCCAGGUCCAAGAAGUAGAAGGACCCGGUGUAAGCAUUGUGGAAACCACAUCGCCAGUUCCAACAGCAGCGCCAACGCCUCCUCCCACAACAGCCGCGCCAGCCACAAUUCCUAUGGCCAAAGAAGUUUGUAAAUCUGCCAGAGCCGAUAUGGUUUUUCUCGUGGAUGGAUCCUGGAGUAUUGGAGAUGACAACUUCCACAAAGUCAUUCGUUUCUUGUAUAGCACUGCUGGAGCUUUGGAUGAAAUUGGCCCCGACGGCACCCAAGUCGGAAUAGCUCAAUACAGCGAUGACGCAAGGACAGAAUUUAGGUUAAAUGCCUACAAAAGCAAAGAAUCUUUACUGGACGCCAUUCAGCGGAUUUCAUACAAAGGAGGAAACACGAAAACAGGCAGGGCCAUUAAACAUGUUCGGGAGGAUAUAUUUACCGUGGAAUCGGGCAUGAGAAAGGGCGUCCCAAAAGUUCUGGUGGUACUGACUGAUGGGCGUUCUCAAGAUGACGUCGCGAAGAUUUCCUCAGAACUGCAUUUGGAAGGCUUCAGUAUUUUCGCCAUCGGCGUGGCGGAUGCAGAUAACGGAGAGUUAGUUAACAUCGGCAGUAAGCCAAGCGAAAGGCAUGUUUUCUUUGUCGAUGACUUUGAUGCCUUCAAAAAAAUCGAAGAUGAAUUGAUCACCUUUGUUUGCGAGACGGCCACGGCAACUUGUCCGUGGGCCUUUAUCCAAGGCAGCAGUGUGUCAGGGUUUAAAAUGAUGGACAUGUUUGGACUUGUGGAAAAGGAGUAUUCAGCGAUGGAUGGAGUUUCUAUGGAACCUGGAACCUUCAACAACUUCCCCUGCUACAGACUGCACAAGGACGCCCUGGUGUCCCAACCUACUAAAUUUAUUCACCCAGAAGGCCUCCCGUCGGACUAUACCAUCUCCGUCCUGUUCCGCAUUCUUCCCGAUACGCCCAAAGAACCGUUCGCUCUCUGGGAAAUCUUAAACAAGGAUUAUGAACCUUUGGUCGGCGUUAUCCUUGACAACGGUGGGAAAACACUCACGUAUUUUAACUACGAUCACAAGGGAGAUUUCCAAACAAUCACUUUUGAUGGACCUGAAAUUAGGAAAAUAUUUUUUGGCAGCUUCCACAAGCUACAUUUAGUUGUUACAAAGACUGCCACAAAACUAAUUAUUGAUUGCAAACAAGUGGCUGAAAAGCCAGUAAAUGAGGCCGGAAAUAUCACUACUGAUGGUUUGGAGGUUCUGGGUAGAAUGGUCAGAUCCAGAGGACCGAAAGAUAACUCGGCCCCAUUCCAGCUGCAGAUGUUUGAUAUCGUUUGUACGACCUCUUGGGCCAGUCGAGAUAAAUGCUGUGAACUUCCGGCGCUGAGAGAUGAGGCUACCUGUCCUCCGCUUCCAAAUUCCUGCUCAUGCUCACAGGAAAAUAAAGGCCUUCCCGGCCCCCCCGGACCACCGGGAGGUUCUGGUAUGAGAGGUCCAAAGGGAUCAUCAGGGGAAUCGGGACCCCCCGGACCUGAAGGACCCCGAGGACCGGCAGGUUCACCAGGGCAACAAGGACCACCAGGACCCCAAGGGCCAAGUGGACAUUCCAUUGAGGGCCCACCAGGUUCACCUGGUGGGAAAGGAGAUAAAGGAGACCCUGGUCCUCCAGGAACACAGGGAAUAAGAGGAGCAUCAGGCCCCCCAGGACGUGACGGAGAAACAGGACCACGGGGAAUGCCUGGAAAAGAUGGUUCUACAGGCCCACCAGGACCUCCCGGAGCAAUGGGAGGCCCCGGGACGCCCGGUUCUCCAGGUGUAUCAGGAAGCCCAGGAAGACAGGGUGAAACUGGACCUCCCGGGGCUCCUGGCACAAAAGGAGAACGGGGAGAAAGAGGGGAUAUGCAGUCGCAAAAUAUGGUACGCACGAUCGCUCGCCAAGUGUGUGAACAGAUUAUCCAAAGUCACAUGUCCAGAUUCAAUUCUCUGCUGAACCAAAUACCCAGCCAGUCGGUGUCAGUAAGAACUAUCGCUGGGCCACCGGGACCACCUGGCCGGCAAGGACCUGCUGGCCCACAAGGAGAACAGGGAGCUACAGGAAGAUCUGGCUUUCCAGGCAAUCCCGGCCCACCAGGAGCCCCAGGAGAAAGAGGCUUACAAGGUGAAAAAGGAGAAAGAGGUAACCCAGGUGUUGGGACUCAAGGGCCUCGGGGACCACAAGGACCUUCAGGACCCCCAGGAGAAGGUCGAACUGGAAGUCAAGGUCCAUCUGGGCCACCAGGCCAACGAGGACUUCCAGGUCCUAAUGGAAUUACAGGCCCCAUGGGUCCUCCCGGUCCACCAGGUUAUUGUGAUGCUUCAUCAUGCGCUGGGUAUGGUGUCGGAGGUGGAUACGGUGCUCCUGAUGAUGAUGAUCGAGAUGAACAGGUAGCACCACACAAUCCCUACCAGCUAUAUAACCCAGAGGACGUUUACGGUGGAGGACAAGACCCAUACGACCCUUAUCCUGUCCCAUACCCCCAGUCCUACCAAGAUCCACGUUAUAUCCAGCCAGAGUUCACUCCAGUACAGGAAGAAGAGCAGGAAGAAGACUCUACGGAGGUGAGGUCUCCUGGAAUUGGUCGCGUUGCAAGAAGCAUUCCAAAAAGAUCAGGCAUGUCUUUGAAAAAUCUUAAAGACGGUUAACAGAACUCUGAGCGUUGGCCCAUAUCAAGCGGCCCUUUAUCAUGUGUUGUCUACAGUACAUCAAAGCAACAUAAGGCCGGAUAACUGCUUGGAAAUUGUUUACAUAAAUUAGAGCUACAAGGAUAAAAACCAUGUACCGUGCUGACAUCUAUAAUACAAUGAGGUCCAUUUUUGCAUAAAACUUUAAUUGUUUGAUGACCAGUGACCAUUUAAUAUUCAGAAUAAAUUCAGGUCACCAUAUAACACAAAGUGAGUUCAUCCCAAAAGACCAUCAUUAAUUGAUUUUUCAAAAAACUAAAGUUAACCGUGGUACAGCUCGUAAACCUUAUCGCCCUUUUCUUAUGUUCACAGUAGACACGCAAGAACACACAUUUUCACAAUUUAAUACAUUAAAACUUUGAGGAUAACAGGUUUUUUUUUACUAAUCCCUUCAAAUUCAUCUUUAAAGUCUCCUAUUGUGGCAGUAAUUUAAUAGAUCAGUCCCCAUAUUCAGUACUGUUCGUUUUUUGAAAUGUAAAUUUUGGAAAAAAUUUAAUUUUGUAUAUGUAACAAUGUACACUUUAUGAAUUCCAUAUGGGCCUCUAUUUUUAUAAUAGGCUUAUUUUAUUGUUAUCUAGGAAAAAAAAUAACAUUUGGAAAUGGUGCUUUGUUGAUUAUCAUACAUAAACAUGCGGGUAAUUUAUUGUAAACAGAUUUCCAUUGUUUUGUAUAAACCAAUAAAAUUUGUUCAGUGUUUCAGAUAUCGUG
Spea bombifrons (plains spadefoot toad) is the source of this 6557-nucleotide messenger RNA. It is a transcript of the gene COL14A1, whose product is annotated as collagen type XIV alpha 1 chain. Gene Ontology annotation, molecular function: protein binding. NCBI's taxonomy places the organism in Eukaryota, Metazoa, Chordata, Amphibia, Anura, Pelobatidae. Gene Ontology annotation, cellular component: interstitial matrix. The transcript is spliced from 49 exons. The record is from RefSeq and is a predicted model, not a curated record. Bases 210 to 5810 code for a protein of 1866 amino acids.